Molecule: messenger RNA, 2674 nt
Organism: Purpureocillium takamizusanense
Lineage: Eukaryota; Fungi; Ascomycota; Sordariomycetes; Hypocreales; Ophiocordycipitaceae
Exons: 6
Coding region: 817-2115 (432 amino acids)
Biological process (GO): actin filament organization; endocytosis; actin cortical patch localization
Cellular component (GO): actin cortical patch
Molecular function (GO): ubiquitin binding; phosphatidylinositol binding
Source: RefSeq, a predicted model, not a curated record
GUGUAUCAGCAUCGCCAGUUACAGCCUCCCCCCCCGCAUCAACACGCCAAGGCACAUGUCAGUCACGGGUCGGUCGAUCAAGCGGCACCAGCGCCAGUGACAUACGAUACGACACGACACGACACCAGCAGGGCCAGUACCGACCACCCAGCUUACCUCGCACCUUACCACGCCCCUCUUUACGUUACCUCGCUGCUGCUCGCCGCCCGGACACCGUCUCUCUCACUCUCGUCGCCAUCACCAUCGUCAGCUCCGCCGCUGCCGUAACCGUAUCCACGAUCAGAUCGACCUACAGGGAGCUCGCCGUCCAUUACGCCAGAACAGCCCAGACCUAGCAGUGACCGACCCUCUUUGCGACAGAGCGAGCAAAGCGCACCGGACUUGCGCACGCCCAGCUCGUCCGGGUUCCCCUGCCCCUCCGCACGACCACCGCGCACUACGGGGGGUUGCGGCCUGUACGGCGGCGCGCGCGCCUUUCGCUCAUCGUCCUCGCUACCACGAUUUCGAAGCCGGAGCCCGCCUCGGCCGAGGCUUGCGACUGCGACCGGACCCGGAUCGCACCGGACGUGCAGACGGGGAGGGAGGUGCUUGCUCGCUCUUGAUAGCAGCGGAGUCGGCAUUUCGAUAAGGGAAGGCCUUGCGCGAGCUGGGAACAAUUGGGGGGACCUUGUGGGAAGUCUGCCGGCUGCUGCACUGAUUGUCAGGUCGAGAGUGCGCUCCGUGUGACUGCUUUGAGGCAUCAGUCUUCCGAGAAAGUAAGAGUUGGUCGACGUGGUAUACACAUACAUACGACCUGUCCUCACCAACUCGCCCGUCAUGUUUUCGCAGAAGAAACCCUACUCGGCGGUCACCGUCACCAUCGAGAACCUCACCUCCGAGUCGUACGGCGAGGACGACCUCAGCGGCAUCCCCGACCUCGUCGACGUGAUCAAGCUGCAGGCAUCGGGCCCGACCGAGGCCGCCCGCGCCAUCCGCAAGAAGCUCAAGUACGGCAACGUCCACCGCCAGGUCCGCGCCCUCGUCCUGCUCGACGGGCUCAUUCAGAAUGCCGGGUCCGUAUUUCAGCGUGGCUUCGCCGACGAGCCCCUCCUCGAGCGCCUCCGCGUCUGCGGCACCUCGGACCUCUCCGACCCGGUCGUUCGUAAGAAGUGCACCGAACUGUUCCGCGAGUGGUCCCAGUAUGCGUCCACGCCGGGUCUCGAGCGCAUCGCCCGCUUGUACAAGGAACUGCCUAAGCGCAAGGUUGCUGUCACGCAAGAGCGCUCCAAGGUCAUUCAGGAGACUGAGAACCCCUUCGAGGAUGACGAGGAGGAAGAAGCCGAACGGCGGGCCGCCCGGGCAUCCUCAUCCUCGUCGUCAGCAGCCACAUGGGUGCCUCAGAUCGGCCCGGCUAUGGAUCGUGACGGCCCGUUGAAGCCCAGCGACAGUUCUCGAUGGGGCAGCGGUAAGAAGAAGAGCAAGGACAAGUCGUCCAAGUCUAAGGGCGGUCUGCGCAAGCCGUUCAAUCUCGAGGCCGAGAAGGAGAAGAUGAAAUCGGUCAUCGCCGAGUCGUCCAUCGCUUCGACCAACCUUAUGAACGCCCUGCAGAGCAUCAAUCGUGAGCGUGAGCGCAUCUCGGACAAUAAGGUCGCCGUGCACCACUUUGAGGCUUGUAAGCAGCUCCGUAGGAGGAUACUACGCUACAUUCACCAGGUGGAAAGUGAGCAGUGGUUGGGAAGUCUGCUACAUGCCAAUGAUGAGCUUGUACACGCCCUCAUGUCCUUUGAGCAAAUGGAUCAGUCCAUCGACGCCGACAGCGACUCGGACGACGAACUUGCCGAGCAGGCUCACAUGUACCGAAUGGCCACUCUCAAGGCUCAGGAGGACAAGGUCCAGUCACCGCAGUCUUCUCACGCUCCCGACCUGUCCGGCCUCUCGCUCAACACGAAGCCCAAGGCCAUGACAGCCCCUCACGCAGGCCCUCCGCGGCCGCCGCGUCGCCCUGACGGACCCGCCCCUGUCGGCCGCGACGACGAUUCAGACGAGGAUGACGACGACGAGGAUGACGACAACCCGUUUGGAGACAAAAAUGUGGUUGAGACGCCGGCGCAUGAAACGGCGGAACCUAGGUGGUAGGGGCUAAUUUGAGAAGAGAGAGACAGUGAGGCUUGGGGAGAACCCUGAGAGAACGGGAGCACCCCCGUACCCUAUUCUCAUCGUGGCUCAGUAGCCGUUGCGGGCAAGUGUCGGGCAAGACUGAUCGGGCGAAUGCUCCCUCGGGCGGGUUGGAACAGUCCCCGGGGGGUGGGGGUUCGAAUUGCCGGCUGAGGGUUGAGGGACUCGCCUUCCAGGCGCCAUGCGGAAACCCUCCUUUUUCGUGUGACGUAUCAUCUGGGAAGGAAAAGGCCAUCUACGUACUACAACUAACAUAUCUCAAAGUCCAAAUCUGAAUCUGAACCUUGCCCCAAAAAUGGAGGGUGGCCCCUAUGACGCGGAGAAUUUGCUUCUCGAAUAAGCCGAAACACACAACAGCAGAAACGGAAACAAGAAAGGGGAAACCCGGAGGCGCAGGACUAUCAGACCUAUCGACACACUGAUGUUAGAAAGUAGAGAGAGCAAGAGGGAGAGAGAGAGAGAGUGUGUGUGUGUGUAAACGCGUGCGACAGAGAGAGAAAGAGCGGGACACAGACGAAGC